GUGUCGCUCUAAUAUUAGUUUCGAACCAUGCAGUGGAGUGUACGGUUGAGUAUAAAGGACCGGCGACCACGGCAGGAAAGCCGUCCGUGGAGAAUGUAGUCAUCAAGCUAGACAAGAGCAGCUGUCGGUGGCCCCUUUCCUCGUCCGCGGACACCAUCAAGCCGCCGUUGUACUUGUACUACGUUCUGCAGGGUUUCUACCAGAACCACCGGAGAUACUUGCUUUCUCGCAACCUGGAUCAACUUCAUGGCAAAAUCGUGACGGACAAAUCGCGGAUAACGGAGUGCGAACCGCUCGCCUUGUCGUCGGAUGGUUACCGAAUUAAGACGCCUUGCGGGUUGGCAGCGGCUGCGGUGUUCAACGACACGAUUUCUGUGCCGGACUAUACGUUGCAUGAAACAGCAGACGAUAUUGUUUGGUCAGCAGAAUCAGAGUUCAAAAACCCAGUGGACGACGGGUCGGUUGAGUAUCAGAUGUUGGACCAGUGGCUUGAUGAGUCCAUCUUCCCAGGGAAAAUGGAGAACCCUCAUUUCAUGGUUUGGAUGAGGAACGCGGCAUUACCCAAGUUCCGCAAGCUGUAUGGUGUUAUCAAAGACGAAGUGAAGCUACCUAUGGAGAUCAAUGUGGUGAACAGAUACCCUGUAGAGUCCUUCUCAGGAAGGAAAUACAUCAUGCUCAGCCAGAUGUCCUGGGUCGGCGGAAGAAACCCAUCCAUCGGAAUAGCUUUCUGUGUCGUGGGCGGGAUGCUCUUCGCCUUCCUCAUAUUCGUGCUCGUGCAAAAUCGAAAGAAUCCCAGGGUACUUGGAGACGUGCGGUUUUUGAAAUGGAGAAAACAGCACUGA
Molecule: messenger RNA, 842 nt
Organism: Gregarina niphandrodes
Lineage: Eukaryota; Apicomplexa; Conoidasida; Eugregarinorida; Gregarinidae
Product: LEM3/CDC50 family protein
Exons: 3
Cellular component (GO): Golgi apparatus; plasma membrane; endoplasmic reticulum
Source: RefSeq, a predicted model, not a curated record